Spodoptera litura is the source of this 4155-nucleotide messenger RNA. RefSeq lists its product as uncharacterized. The record is from RefSeq and is a predicted model, not a curated record. NCBI's taxonomy places the organism in Eukaryota, Metazoa, Arthropoda, Insecta, Lepidoptera, Noctuidae.
GCCGGCGGUCGGCUCGUUCAGUCGCAGGAGACGCGCGCACCAUCGCGCAUGUGCAGUGACAGUAACUUUUAUAUUUAAACCUUUCUAUAGUGCUGUGUAUGGAUAAAAUGAGGCUAAUAUUUUGGGUCACAGCCUUGGCUGUGCUCAGCAUAGCAUUGGCGAAAAAUACGACGGCAAAAGCGAAACCGAAACGACAAUUAGACAGCAUACGAACACAUGAAAAUUUACAAUACUCCCUCGUACUUCCACACUCAAGAGUUCAACAUUACCGUGCACUAAAUAACAAUCGUCGUAUUUCUCAUGGCUCCACGAAAGGAAAACUGCCACCUUACGCUGUUCAGAUGGAACCCGUCGUGCAGUAUUCGCAGAAGGACCCUCUGUAUGACCCUACACAAGAAAACGCAGAAGAAACGGUUGUCAACAAAAACGAAAUUUAUGCCCAAUCAAAAAUUCUAAACGUAGAUCAAUCUGGUGAAAGCUAUGGACCUCCAUUUGGAACUUUACCGACUGCUCCUCUGUACAGCCACCAUCCUCAUUAUUACGAAGAACCAGAACCGAUCAUUGAAAUCAUUAUCAAAGAGUCCAAUGAAACCCUGCCAGCGCCUCCUCCACCCCCGGUACAAAAGAAAAAGAAGGAGCCUGUGCAUGUUUUCUACGUAAAAUACAGCAAAGACCCUCAUUCAAAAGACAAGGUAAUCUAUGAAAAGCCAAUUCCUGCUAUUACUCCCCCAACCAACGAUGAAGACGAGCACCAUGAACACGAAGACGAAUACGUAACUGUAACUCCUGAACCAUACCUUCCUCCGAAGACGACUACUUUGAGAGCUAUAAUCAAACCAGAAUCUGAGGUUUAUCACAGCGACAGCAGCGUUAAAGUAACUUUUGGUAAUGAAGGUCGCCAUUACAGUGACAGACGUGAAAGCAGCAGCCAUUCUGAGCACCAUGAAGAAACUGCACCUAAGCCAGCUAUAGCACUACCCAAUUCCCCUCCUCAACCCACUCAACAGAGCCUUCAUAAUCAUCAGAUCCAUCAAAGUCAAAUCCAGCUUGAACGGUCAGUGUCACAGAAGCCACAAUUCAUAGAAUCCAGUACUAGGCCAUCUUUCAUUCAACACCAACAGCAAUCACAAUACUUUAGAUCUGGACCCCAACAGGCUCAAAGUCGUAUCCAGUUCCAACCUCAACAUAUUCCAAAUGAACAGCAGCUACCGAGACAAGGCCCCUCAGUAUCCCCUUUCAGACCUCAACAGCCACAACAACCACCACAAACACCUCGUAUCCCAUUUGGGCCGACUCCCAUUUUUAACGCAGCAUUCUCCAAUGGUCCCAUUGUCCCACACUUUGGAAGCCCAACUGCUCCCAGCCCAGUGACUGCCUUCCCUACUCCCUCUUUCCCUAGACCAAACAACGGACCACCUAGUUUCCACUCACGUGUAAAUCCAUCUUUUGCUUCGAGACCACCUUUCAAUGGACCUCCAAGAACCAGCUUCCAUUCAGGACCUCAAAGGCCUUUCCCAUCCCAACCAAAGAACUAUUUUGAUGAUCCUAAAUACUUGCAAGAAAAUUAUCACACUAUCACUACUGAUCAAGUAGAUACACCAAAACAGCAACAAUUACCCAACAGGCCCCUGCAAUCAUUUAGCCCUCUUUCUCACCCCAGCCCUAGUCCAACUCCAGCUCAAUUCCAAGAACACCGUCGUCCACCAAUUGUUCCACUAAAUCAACAGCUCCCCCAACAAAGACCAGCUCCCCAAUUCAGUGACUCUCUUCACAACAAACCAUCUAUCGCCAUAAACCCAACCGCUUCUCCAUUCUUUAAUUUGAAACCUUCCCCACCACUCAUUGAAAAUAACCGUCCUCCUUUCCAUCAGCCUCAACCUCAACAGCAGUUCAGUUUCCAUCAAGGACCCCAAGGCCUCCCCAGACCAUCACCUCAAAUUCCUUUCCAGCAUUCAUUCCCUGGUCCCAUUUCUCCCUCACCAUCUCCUUUACCUCAAAAUCAGUUUGUACCUUCACCUUCUUCUGCUCCUUUAUACAAUUUCCAUCCACAACCAUCACCAACUCCCGAUGUCUUCCACCAAGGUUCUCCCUCAGAAAGACCUUUUAACCACAAAGCAAAUAUUGAACAUCAACAAAACGUUGGCUCUCUAGUACCAAAUGGUGGUGAAUUGGUUCCGGCUAUUUCGAAAUAUGAACAGCAUAUUACAAUAAACGGACCAACAUCUCAACCAUUCAAUGGCCUUGGAGAACCUGGCCCUAGUCAACCUACACCAACACCUAGUCAACAACAACAGUACCAUCAACUACAACAACAACGUCAUCAACACGAACAGCAACAACGCCACCAACACGAACAGCAACAACGUCAUCAGCACGAACAACAGCAACAACGUCACCAGCAUGAACAACAGCAACGUCACCAACACGAACAACAACAACGUCACCAACACGAACAACAACAACGCCAACAACAGGAACAACAACAGCGCCAACAACAGGAACAACAACAGCGCGCACAACAGGAACAAUUACAACGGCAACAUCAGCAACAAUUGCAACAGCAACAACAACAAUUGGAUGCGGAACAGGAACAAGUCAGGUUGCAACUGGCUCACAAUGUUCAAAAGCAACAAGAAGAAAUUCAACGCCUGCAGGCGCAACUAUUGCAAACCCAGCAGCAGCAACAACAGCAGCAGUACCAGAGCGUAUACCAGCAGCAAGUCCAGGCCACGUCUCCUAGAUCUCAAUACAUACAAGAGAGAGCAAGACCUCAACCUACAUUCGCCACCAGUACAGUGUCACCGCCCUACUACCAGUCAACUUCUAGAACAGUGGAAAUUAAACCGACUACUACCAAAUACGUAUCAUCAACUCAAAACUCAGUAACUUCAGCCCCAGAAACUAAAAAGGAGGAGAAAAAGAAGAAGCCAGCCAUUGAGCUUCCUGAUGAAGUGCCAGAUGACCUCCGUCAACAACUCCUGUCUUCAGGCAUCUUAGAUAAUGCUGACAUUAGUGUUUUGGAUUACGAUAAAGUAGGAGACACGCCUUUAGAUUCUUUGCCACCAGAUCAGUUGGCUAACUUCUUCAGUGCUGGUGGAGCUCAACAGAUUGCAUCUAGUGAAAAUAGACCCGUAUAUGUAAAGCCUAACGGAGAUUCUAUUCAAUCUAGAAUUGAUGAGGACAUAGAUGAUGACCAGGAAUUUGCUGCAUCGGAAAACGUUGCCAGUUAUGUUGCUCCCCCCUCAAAAGAUCAAGCCGUUGAAAUGAAAGUUGUUCAUUUUAAUCCGGAAACACUUGAAGGACAACAAUUAGCUAAAGAAUACAUUAAAGAAAAUGCCACGCAAGUUGACCCUGUAGCAUUAAAUGACAAAAGAUACAACAGAUACUUACCUUUAAAAGUGAGUGGCAAUCAAUUCCCGCUACCAGACGUCCUGAAAGGAAGAAAAGUCACUUCAGUCGUUGUUUUGGCUCCUGUGGAGACUGAAGCUUUAGGAGCUCAUUCUAGAGCAGAGCGCGCUGCUGAAGAAAACUUAAAAGGAAUUAAAUUUGUCGCUGGUGAGAGCUUACAAGAACUAUUAAAGCGACCGACAAAAGGCAACUUUGAGAAAUGGUUGGAAGUUGAGAAGAAAACCGCCACUGAUUUGCAAUCAGUCGUUUUGCUCGUUACUGGGGACGAUGCUGCCAAUGGAAAAGAAAUUUUCAUGUAUGACAUCGCUUCGGGCAACGUGAACAAACUGGAUGGUGACUUAUCAAACGCUUUCGUCGAGGCUGCAGAAAACAACUCUCUCAGCAAAGACAUUGAAUCAUUGGCCAUUGAAGGAGAAGGAACGCCAGAAAACUUUAACAAGGAUAAAAAUGACGACGUAGUCGCGGAGGGUUCUGAAAACGUGCCAUUAUUUGUAGAUUUAUCAGGCUUAAACUUAGAUCAGGAAAACACAAAUCAAGUGUCAAUAUCGUCAGGUUACAGUAAAACGAAACACGGAAGAUCGUUUAGGAGAAAUUGAUAUCCAAAAUGCCAAAUGGUGUCUGAUCCUUGUAAAUAGUCUAGUAUUAGUAUUACUAAAUUAAAUUCAACGCGAUUGUUGCGUGUAGUCGUAAUUGUUUUUUACAAAAGAGUGAUAAUGGUUGUACAAUAUAAAAUAACUGCCUAUUAAA